GUGAAGCAAGCUUUCUAGGGGGUGGACCUGUUCAGUUUGUGUCUUUAUUUUUAUUUCAAACGGAGAACACUUUGAAACCUUCCUUUUGGAGUAAACUAAAGUAACGAAGAUUCUAAGAUGGCUGAGCAACACGAAAGAGAAUGUGCUGUGUGCACCAAUGACUUCACCACACCAAAGAUUCUACCCUGUGGUCAUCUCCUGUGUCGACAAUGUGUCAUUUCCUGGAUGGACUCCAAAGCUGAUGCCGGGUGUCCGCUGUGUAGAUGUCCUAUAGUAGAGCAGUCAGAUAGAAGUUCGUCCGACACUGUUGACGCCCUGCCGACAGACUUUGUGAUGGAAGCGCUGGUGGAGAGCGCUCGUGUGCUGAGUAAAGAUCACCUUUGUUGUGUGUGUGAGGACGUCAGGGCGGACUUCAUCUGUAUGCAGUGUCAGGACAUGUUGUGUACAAUGUGUACAAAGGCUCACAGAAAACUUUCUGCCACCCGCAGUCACGAUGUGGAGAGUGUCAGCACUGUGACACCUGAACGUCUGGCUGCCAGCCGCCCUGCACUGUGUGCUGACCACGGCGACAAACAGGCGGAGUUCUUCUGCCGCGAGCACCGCCUCGCUGUCUGCUCAGCCUGUAAGGCUAACAAACACAUAGUAUGUCUAGAAACAAACUAUCUUGACAAUGAAAUAAAGUCAGUUCAAAAGUCACUUACCGACCUAACAAAAAAUCUGGCAGAAGCGGAGCAGAAGCUAGAGCAGGCUAUAGGUCGGCUGACGUCACGUCUACAGGAAGUUGAUGUUAGCGAACAAGAGGACAUGGCGCAAGUAGACAAGACAUGUGACCGUCUUCACAAGCUGGUGGAAGAUGUUUGUAACAAGUUGAAGGACAAGUGUCGCAAGCAACAUCUCAAAAUCAGGAAGUCGCUAUGUGACGUCAAGACAGGCCUUAGCUACCGUGUAGGGAAGGUGACGUCACACAAACACAUUGUGACGCGAGCGGUGGCAGUGUCACCACGUCCUGCACUGAUACACAUGACACAGGCUCUGACAGACAGGGUAAACAGCCUUGACCUCAGCGCUGACCUGCAAGGAGACGUGUGGGUGACGCCCUUGUCAAGUGUAGAGUGCUGUCAAGAUGUUGUGAGACGGAUAGAAGACGAGCUUCUUAUGUUGAAGAUAGAGCCAGAGUUGGACCCACAGCCACCAGUCCUGGUAAUCCACGACAACUGCGGAAAAAACAUUCGUCUGACGAACGGUAACAGGACCGCGGAGACGAUACAGCCGGAUGACUCCAUUGAUGGGGUGGUUGUGUCACGUGACCCUAUGUUAGAGAACGUCUUGUAUGAAGUCAGAGUGGACUCAGUAACAGAUGUGUACAACAAUCUAUCACUGGGUGUGACAAGAAUUUCUCCUGCACACCUCCCUGUGACACAGUGGUGUACAUACCUGCAACACUCCGUUAUCAUCAGGCCCGGUCGGGUCCUCCGCCAGGGAGAACGUAUGAGGAUACCGCUCAGAAACAAACUCAUGAGACUUCAAGUCGGGAGUCGAGUCGGGGUACUGGUGACCUCAUCCAACGACCUUCACCUCUACAUCAACGGACAGGACCAGGGCGUUGUAGCAAAAAAUAUUACACAACCCUUGUUUGCUCUCUUUAGUAUUGGCAGAUCAGUUACUAAGGUGACAGCCCUUCCUACAUCUAUGAGAACAUAAAGAAUAUCAGAGAACAAGAAGACUGAGACAGUCAAUCGAGAAUAUUUUUUGUGAAUGACGUUGGCACCAACUUGAGCGUUGACAUUAGAAAUGAGAGCUUCAGUUAAUUGUUUCGUCAACCUGUUUACUAUGGAAAAACAAGAAGAGUACAAAUUGUUUUUCAGUAUGAUUUUUUCCUGCUGAAAUGCAUUAACAAAUAAGAACAAUUUGAAGAGCUUUCCCCUUUCCCCCACACGUAAAAGGGAAAACAACUUCUUAGCAUUAAAAGAAGUCUGACUGCAUAUUAUUUAAGCACUACGAAAGAAGUAUACACAUAAGUGCUGCUGUAAAUUUGUUAAAUACCUUGAAUCGAACAUUGGCUUCUGGCUGUGUUCAUUAAAUUUAAAAAGACUGUUCAUAAAUUACUGUUCAUCGACAAUUAAAAGAAGUGUAAGCAAAGGUUUUUUUGGAACUGCUCCACUCGUCUUUUCCCGUUCCCCUCAUUCGGGAAGAAAGGAAUUAAAGGUAGUAGCAACUGACUGAUGUACUCAAGAAUAGAAGAUGAAAGAAGUUGGACUCUUUCAGGCGUGAAGUCUCUUUAAGUUUUUAUCCGUUUUUAUUUGCUUCUGCUACCCAAUAGGUAAAAUUAUUACUUAAGGUUUCUAUGCCUCUGAGUGAAGAAAAUGUUUUUAUCAAUUUAAAAAAAAAACUGUCAGGACUGUGUUGGUGAAUGAAGCACUUUCAUGAGACACUGUUUCGUAGCUCGCACCAAACACUUUUUGCUUUAGUUGGAUUUUGACUCAAUUUUGUGAAAAAUAAGUAAAUGUUUAGUAGGACAUAACAGUAGUUGAGAAAUGCACUGUACAGUGACCUGCAAUUUUUCUGUGGAAAGCGGCUGAACUGUGUCUUGCGGUGGCGGUGGUACAUUUGUGUUAGUAUCUGUUUUCUUCUGAUUCAAAAAAAGAUAAGAUAACCACUAAAAUACGAUCAAAGAAAAUCAAAAAGAGGAAACAGGGUACUAGCUUCAACGAUAGUAUGCUGAGCACUUCCACUCAAAACACUACAGAGCCUCAAAGAACAAAUCCAAUGUAACUGCCUGUUAGUCCAGGAAUGAACGUGUUAAUAGCAAAUGGACUUUUGUUAAUUUUUUUAAAGCGCGGAGGCACUAAAAUUCUGUCACAGGCACUUUAAUGUGUACUGAGCUCUGUCAAGUGUAAGAGCAGUGAGAUACAUGUCUGAUGUACUUAUGUUAUUGAUAUACUCAGGUGUGAUUCUAACAAGAGAAUGAAGCGACUUAAACUUUCAGUUAUCUGACAUAUCGAUGUUUAACUGAUUUCUUGGUGAUUUUGUG
This is a messenger RNA of Pomacea canaliculata, 3031 nucleotides long. Its product is annotated as E3 ubiquitin-protein ligase TRIM33-like. The record is from RefSeq and is a predicted model, not a curated record. Bases 118 to 1701 code for a protein of 527 amino acids. Gene Ontology annotation, molecular function: zinc ion binding. The transcript is spliced from 6 exons. NCBI's taxonomy places the organism in Eukaryota, Metazoa, Mollusca, Gastropoda, Architaenioglossa, Ampullariidae.